CACUGUAAAGUGUAGCCUACUUGAAACCCUUUAUAAUUAGUCGAUGCAACGCAUGUCAACUCAAGUUGCAAGGACUGCUUAUAUUCAUUUUUUAUGUCGUGCAAGAUUUUAUCUUUAUACGACUACUGCUACUAAUUUUGAAACACGACCCAGGGCUUCUGCAAACAAAAUCAUUUUCGUAUCAUUUUACCUCUUUCGCUUUCCGUACUUCUUGCUUCCUGUCAGCAACGAUUUGUUAUUGUCAUGGCGGCCACCGUUUAAAUUCACCGAGUAGUUUGUAAAAGUUUAAAUAUUGACUUUAAAAUACUGUAUACCGUUGCGUAAGUACACAGUUAAUCAUCAUACAGGUUUCGUAAACAUUUCGUUUGGAUUAAUUUAAUGGACAGAAACUUUCACACAAAUGCGAUGUUAGCUAUUGUGGCGUUAAUUUGACACAAUAUGGCGGUCCUUCUUGCUAUGAGGGAUUGUUUAAAAUACUAGCGCCGCGAUGAUUUCCAUUGCUCAACAAACUAAUGGUAGGGAAUGGGUUGUUUUAGCUUCCAAACAAAACACCAGCAACAGAGGCUAUUUUACAAAUCAGACGUCCCAAGCCAAGCUAUUGUUCAAUGAAGCCGUGCCUGCCAACUCCAGGAACCGUGCCACAGCCGUGGGUCCUCCGGCUGCCAUUGUCAUUGAGAAGCUACUCCACCUGCCUCCGGAAGAGCAGCUGAAGGACACUGACGGCAGCGUGAAAAGCUCACUCAGCUUCAGCAAUCUGUCUGAAAAGAAGCUGCAAGCUGCGGUAGACCUAGCCAAGAGGGAUCUAAGACGGAGCCGUUUCCAGGCCAUGUGCAGGUUGUCUGCAGAGCCUUUGGGAGAUUCGUUUGUGUCAGACAUUUGCAGUACGACCCUGCCUCAGACACCUUCCAAAAAGCGUCCUGUGCCAUCCAAGCAAAAAGGCCGACUGGCCACCUCAGCAAGGCCUGUGGCAGGUACGGAUCAGUACGAUCUGUUCAGAAAGGAGGUGCGCAAUCUUCAGAAUGAACUCAAAAAUCUAAAAAAGGGCCUGACUCCAGACUUAAACCUACUUGGAGCCAGACAACCGCAGUACAUGGCCAAGAAGGCCACCACGACAUCCGUACUGCAUAUUCAUCGCCCGCCUUUGGAUGCCCUGGACCAGCAAGAUCUCCGGAGACAGGAAAUAUUCAAGCUCCAAAAUAACUCUGACAGUGCAUUUGUGCAGGAUGGAACAACCAAUUGCAGCAAGGCUUCCUCUCCCAAGAAAAACACAGAUAACCCUUCCAAAAAACGUCUGGUUGCUUCCAAGUCGUCAUGGAUGCAAGUUCCUGUCUCAAAGGCACCAGGGCCCAUGGGUCAGCAGGAUCUCUUAGAUCGAGAGAUGCAAAAGCUUGACGCUGAGCUGGAAAACUACAUGCGGCAAGUGGAGAAACUGUCUGACAGAGACAUGGCCUGCAAUAAUGAGCAAGAGGAGGAAGAGUUGGAACCCGACGAGCAGGAGAAAGCGGAGGUGCGCUGGCAGAAGCAGUCUGCCAGUUUGGCGCGGACCAUCUACGCGCUACAACAGCAGAUGAAAUCAAUACAACAAUACAUCGAGAAUCUGCACAACCAGGGCGUGUGGGAUGAUAAAAAGUCCACAGCCAUCCAACGUCUUGCAGGAGCUCAUCGCAGCACCCUGAAAGCCUUGCAGGUGGUCACCCGCCAACUUGCCAAUCAGUUUCACAACAAACUCCCGUCUUAUUGUGGAGAAUUGAGCCGGCUCCUUUGCCAGCUCUCUCUUUGCUCGGCCAAGAUACAAGUUGACCCGGGCUCGCCCAUGCCGGAGACGGCUGUCGAUAUCCUGCGCAAGCUCGAGAUUUUGGACCACAUAAUCAGCCAACACGAGACACGGCAGGCCAUGCAAGACCAAGCUUGUCCUUCACAGAAGAAGUCCACUUAUCCCAGGAUGUUGCCUGCCUCCAGAAGCAGUGUGCCUCGCGGGCUCCCUAAAGCCACCAAGCCACCGCGAAGUAGCCAUGCUUCGAGAAUGGCGGCACAGAAGCUGCGCAGGCCAGACCGGCCAUUCCGGCCAGUCAACCUGCAGAGGGCACCACAGCAGCUCAAGAGAAACUCCCCUGGGGAAAAAAAGCAGCAGGCUACAAAAGUGAAGGUAUUUGUGGGAAUUGUCAAUCUUGGGAAGGAGGCCACUCAUUUCAAGGAACCCACAGUGGCCUCUCGCCUCCGAGUCAAUCAGCCCCCUUCCAGGGAGACGUCAGUGCCAUGGAUACCGGCGUCGUCACAUUCUCUCUCGCCGUCGCGCUCUGGUCACAAGACGACACAAGAGCCAAGAUGCCUCUCUUCUCCCGCCAAGCUGACGUCAUCCUCAAGCCCCCAGAAAGUGCCCGUGAGGUUCAGUGAAGAGGGCCAGCCGAGCUCGGACAACAAACGACAAGCCCAGAAUGAAGCACUAAGAGGCGCCUGGUUGGACAAGAUAACCACGCAACGACUAAAGGACCUUAACGAGCUGACACGAGAGGAGGCCGAGCGCAUUCAACGUUUGAGGGAUGAGGUUGUCUCACCGACCCAAUGGGCUGAGAGGGCUGAGCAGCAGAUGCGAGAGCGAAUUAAGCCGCUUCUGGAUGAGGCCAAGCAUCUCGGAGAGUCCAGGAGCAGGAGCAACUCGUCGCUGAGGAAUAAGCUGUCAGAGCAGGCUGCAACAAAUGUGGCUGAGAAGGGCGAGGAGGCAGAUCUCUUGGAUGAGGCAGCACUGCGGUUUGUGCAAGCUCCCACCCUGGAGGUAAUGCUGCAGCGCAUGGAGGAAAUACAGAGGGACCAGGAGCAAGUGAGGAGACGAGUCGCUUCGAUCGCCUACUCAGAUACACUACAGUGGGAACAACCAGCAGGCUCUCAGUUCCAGGUUGCCAGCUCGCGGCCGAGCUCUCCACAGCCCAUUAGACUGACCAAACCAGUGCUGAGGCAGCCGCCACUCGCUGAUAUUGUUCUGGAAGAACCUGUGGAGACAGGAGUCCUUUCUGACAGCAGCCUGGUGGACAGCGCAUCCCAGAAAGAUGGCCUUCCGGUAUUCCCUGGUCCGAAGGAGAGUGGCCCGGCCAGGACUGUCAUCAGCGUGCCAGGCAGCAUGCUGAAAAGCAUCCGACACUACCGGGAAGACUACGAUUCGCACAUGAGCCAUGCGGCUCACGAGGGCAGGAGCGGUGAUGUCCACUUCUGGUCCAUUGCGGACAGUCUAGCAGACGAACUGUUGGGGGACGCGGUAGGGGGCGUGGCGGCCGAGUUCCAGGACGUUAUGGAGGAGUGUGCCGAAGCCGUCUUCACAGCUGAGUUCCUGCAAUUGAUCCACUCACCUCGCCUCACCGCCUCUUCUUCCUCUUCGGUCAACCAAUAGGUUUGUUAGUGCACUUCAUGCGGAUCAGAAGGUCCCUAAGAAUCUUCACAGGGAGUGCUUCUACUGUUCGGCUGAGUGGACCAUCUGGUGAGUCAUUGGGCAUAAAGUCAGUCAAGUUUAAUAAUUAUAAAAAUAAUAAAGAAAUCUCACGUCACACAAUUUGUGGUUGGCAUGUAUAAAUCUCAACAGUUAUUCAAAAAUGUUUUUUUUAUAUAUUGUCAUAAUCGUGGCUCAGUCUUGUGUGUUGUAAAGUCGAGCGAGGAUGUCUGUAAACCCUUUUAAAAAGUU
Syngnathus typhle (broad-nosed pipefish) is the source of this 3670-nucleotide messenger RNA. Its product is annotated as KIAA0753 ortholog. NCBI's taxonomy places the organism in Eukaryota, Metazoa, Chordata, Actinopteri, Syngnathiformes, Syngnathidae. Gene Ontology annotation, biological process: centriole replication; protein localization to centrosome. The record is from RefSeq and is a predicted model, not a curated record. Gene Ontology annotation, cellular component: centriolar satellite. The transcript is spliced from 20 exons. Bases 488 to 3382 code for a protein of 964 amino acids.